This is a messenger RNA of Calypte anna (Anna's hummingbird), 4276 nucleotides long. It is a transcript of the gene RIPOR1, whose product is annotated as RHO family interacting cell polarization regulator 1. NCBI's taxonomy places the organism in Eukaryota, Metazoa, Chordata, Aves, Apodiformes, Trochilidae. The transcript has 22 exons. The record is from RefSeq and is a predicted model, not a curated record. Bases 257 to 3496 code for a protein of 1079 amino acids.
CUGGUGGAUUCCUGCCUGGUGCUUCCCCUGGAAGCCCUCUUGGUUUGCUUAGGGAGCCACCAUGGAGGUGGGAGUUUUCCCAGAGCUGCACAGAUUUAACACCAAGACCUGAUGGUUUGGAGGAAACCCAUCCGGGGGAAGAAAAUUGCAGCACUUCAGCAGCUGUGUUGGAUGAGCCAGGGUUUAAUUGAACACCAGGUUGUGUGGAGGUGCUGCCUGAUCCUCUCUGGGGAGACCCUCCAGGUCACACUCAACAAUGUCCCUGUCUGUGCGCCCGCAGCGCCGCGUCCUUGUCACCAAGAUCAAUAGGAGCCAGUCCUUUGCCGGAGUGAACUCGACGGCCGACCGGCCCUUCAGGAACCUCUCACCCUUCACCCCCACCGUCUCCCGAAAGACUGGCUCCAGGGUCAGUAGGAUGUUCUCAAUGUCCCACAAAUCUCCACCACCCAAGGUGCCUCAGCCCAACCGCCUCGACGAGGUGUACGAAGCUCUCAAGAAGGGCCUGACAGCCUACCUGGAGGUGCACCAGCUGGAACUGGAGAAACUCAGCACCCAGAUCCGCGAGUCCAAGAGGAAUUCACGUCUGGGCUUUCUCUACGAUCUCGACAAGCAAGUGAAGUCAAUCGAGCGUUUCCUGCGUCGCCUGGAGUUUCAUGCCAGCAAGAUAGAUGAGCUCUAUGAGGCUUACUGCAUCCAGCGGAGGCUCCGUGAUGGAGCCCACAACAUGGUCAAGGCUUACAGCACGGGCUCCCCGGGCAGCCGGGAGGCACGGGAGAGCCUGGCUGAGGCCAGCAAGGGCUACAAGGAGUACACGGAGAACAUGUGCCUGUUGGAGAACGAGCUGGAGAGCCAGCUGGGCGAGUUCCACGUCCGGAUGAAAGGACUGGCAGGCUUUGCCCGGCUCUGUGCUGGUGACCAGUACGAGAUCUUCAUGAAGUACGGCCGGCAGCGGUGGAAGCUGCGGGGACGCAUCGAGGUGAACAGCAAGCAGGUGUGGGACAGUGAGGAAAUGGUUUUCCUGCCCCUCGUCACCGAGUUCCUCUCCAUCAAGGUGACUGAGCUAAAGAGCCUGGCCAACCAUGUUGUGGUGGGCAACGUGUCCUGCGAGACCAAGGACCUCUUUGCAGCUUUGCCCCAAGUAGUGGCCGUGGAUAUCAACGACUUGGGCACCCUCAAACUCAGUCUGGAGGUGACCUGGAACCCCUUUGACAAGGACGACCAGCCCUCAGCAGCCAGCACUGUCAACAAAGCCUCCACGGUGAACAAGAGGUUCUCCACCUACAACCAGAGCCCACCUGACACUCCUUCCCUGCGGGAACAGGCGUUCUAUAACAUGCUGCGGCGCCAGGAGGAGCUGGAGAAUGGCAUGGCCUGGUCCAUCUCCUCCGAGUCCUCAGACGACUCCUCCAGCCCCCAGCUGUCCGGCACUGCCCGCCAUGCCACCCACAAGCCCAUUGUGCAGCCUGAGGUGCAGGCUUCUGCCCCUGCCAUCGAAAUCUCCUUCUCCCAGCAGCCAGAGGAGGCUGGGGCUGGGGCUGGUCCUGGUCCUGGUCCCGGUCCCGGUCCCGGUCCCGGUCCUGGUCCUGGUGCCAGCAGCAUCAGCAGUCCCCCCACUGGGAUCCAUCAGGAGGAGCAGGGCAGCCGUAAGAAGGCUGCGGUGGCCAACGGGCACGUGCCCUACUCCCGUACUCUGAGCCACAUCAGCGAGGCCAGCGUGGACGCCACGAUGGAGGCCAAGGCCACCGAGAGCCCCUGGGAGCUUGAGCCCAGCCCAGAGGACACAGAGAUGGGCGAGCAGAACGCAGAAGACCCCCUGCCUGCUGCCUCGAUGCCAACCGCUGCGGUGGCCGGGCAGGACAGCGGUGCUGAGCCCAAGCCCCACAGCACUGAGCCCAAGCCCCACGGCACCGAGCCCAAGCCCCACGGCACCGCAGCGUGGGCCACCACCAGCUGCCAGGCCCAGGCUGGAGGGGCCGAAGCAGGGCAGAGCCAGGUGCCAGCUCAGGGUGGCUGUGGCACUGGGGUCCCCACAACGCCAGCACAAGCCCCCCCAGAGGAGAGGCCCGUCCCUACCCCGCCGCUGCCGGUCGAUGUCCCCGAGGUGCCGCGGGGGAAGGUGGUGGAUUCAGGUCUGGAGGAGGCCAUUGGCCUCCUGGGCUCGGCUCUGGAUGAUUAUCGGGGGCAGUUCCCUGAGCUGCAGCCCCUGGAACGGGAGCUCAAGCACCUGGAGGAGAUACUGCUGCAGAAGCAGGGCAUCUUCCUCAGCCGGGCCUCCAGCAUCAGCCUGACAGUGGAACAUGCACUGGAGAGCUUCAGCUUCCUCAACACCUCUGACAUGGAAGACUCGGAGGGUUCUGAGGAGGAUCCCCUCCACGAUGAGAGGUGCACAGCAAGGAGGGCUGUCAGACCACGGCGGGGAAGCAGAGCCCCCAGCACCAGCGAGACGGGGGCAGAUGACACCGGGAUGUGCAGCGGCUCCGAGGCCAGCACCGACCCCAUGAGCACAGGCAACGAGUUCCUGGAUAAGGCCCUGGUGCUUCACCUCCACACCUGCAACCGCCUGCUGCUGAAGUUGGGCACCUUCGGUCCCCUGCGGUGCCAGGAGAUGUACGCCCUGGACAGGCUGCUGCGGGAGGCCCAGGUGCUGGAGAUCAUCUGCCAGCUGACGGAGGAGCGAGCGGGAGCAGCCGGAUCUGCUGCCGAAGUGGUGCAGUUCUCGACACGGAAGGAGGGCGUGUUGUCCCUCUGGGACCGUUGUGUGGAGAGGCCCAACUUCUACACCUGCCCCGUGGAGCGGUUCCUGCAGGUGGUCAGCACCCAGCACGCAGCACCCAUCAACGAGCGGCACCCCGGCCUGGCUGAUGUCGUGUGUGUGAAGCUGGUGGAGGACGUUCUGAACCGGCGGCUGCCCCGGCGGCCGGGCAGUGCCCAGAGCGAGCAGGUCACCAUUUUUCAGUACUGGAGCCACUUUGAGUCACUCGGCCCCCUGGUGCUUGACACUUACAUGAUGGAGCUGGCAGAGGAAGCCCUGCUGGCACAGAACCUCAACUCUGAUGACCAGGACGUGGUGCUGCGUGCCCUGAAGCGUGUCCCUGAGGGCCGCCUGAAGAAGGAGGGACUGAAGGCACUGAGCCUGCUCCUUGUGGAAGGCAACAGCAAGGUGGUGAGCGCCGUGUCAGCCCAGCUCCGCAGCCUGGCAGAAAACCCACGGUUUCGCCAACGGGCUCUCGUGUGCUACCUGGAGCAGCUGGAGGAUGAGGAGGUGCAGACACGCGUGGCUGGGUGCGCGGCACUGGGGUGCCUGAAGGCCAAGGAGAGCAUUGAGCAGCUGGUUUACCUGUGCCAAACCGACAAGGAGCCUGUGCGGGAAGCAGCCAAGCAGAGCCUGAUGCUGUGUGGGGAAGAUGGCAAAUCAGCUCACCGGCGCCUGGAGGAGACCAUGGACAACCUGCCGAGGAUCUUUGCCCCAGCCAGCAUGGCCAGCACGGCUUUCUGAGCAACCAGCCACCCAAACCCACCCGCCACCCCUCGAGGGCCAAAGCCACCGCUGGGCCCACCCUCCCCGGGCUCGUGGGGCCGCUCAGCCGCCGGCAGCUCAGCGCAGUCUUACCCCGGAGCCGCACACUGCCUUACGGAGCACCGCGCUUCCCCGGCCCCACCGGGUGCCACGGCCGCACCCUGGGCAGGGCUGCACACCCCACCCUCCCGUAGUGAUAUUUAAAACCACCCCGGGGAGGGUCUCCACAGCCCCCCCGGAGACGCCCCGGAUCCCUCUGCCUCCUCUCGCCUUCCUCUGGCCGGAGGACCUGCACUUUGUGAACCACACCUGGGCCGUGGGGACUGCUGCCACGCACCACCCGGAGUCCCCAGGACUUAAAUAAAAGGAAAUAUGAGAUAUUAUUAAUAUAUUCUGCUGGCGUUUCUUCUUUCCAGCUCCUGUCCCUCCCUGGCUGUGGCUGGAGGGAGUGUGGUGAGAUGUGGCCCCCCCCCCCCCAAGCCCGGAGCUUUUCCUGGUCUGCUGGGAAGCGCUGUGGAGGGCAGGGGCGGGAGAAGCAAGAGAAGGACAGACAGACAGACAGAAGGAUGGACGGAAGCUGCCACCUCUUUUUGUUGUUGUUGUCAUUUUAUUUUAUUUUUUAUUUACAGAUUUUUGCAGAAAAACAAAAGCAAAAAAUUCUUUUCUAUAAUGUCUCUAUAAAUCUAUAUAUAAUGUAAUUACAGAGAGUGACUAAUUUUGAUUUUAAACAAGAAAUAAAACCAAACCUUUAAUGAGUGA